GUCGACAGUUAACAUUGGUGACGGUGUCGGUAAAAUGAACAGCCCUGAAAAAGUCAUAAUUUUUUUACAUUUUUUCUUUAAUUUUUUGUGUCAUUUGUAAAUGAUUGGAGGAGGAGUUUUAGUGAAAUAUCAAUUUUUAUAAAAUUGCUAAGUAAACUAGAACAUUCGCUACAGUUCGUUAAAAGUCUUGCUGAAAAUGACUGACAAUUGGUGUUUUAUUUACUUUAAUUGAAAUAAUGUCAGUAACGUGAAGUGAAGUACUAAUUUUCAAAUUCAUUGGUGCGAUAAAUUUUCUAAAUGUUAACGUUUAUAAAUCAUACACAAUGUAGUUUAUUUUAUUUUAAGUGUUUUCAAUGAAUGGGUGUAUAGAAUUUUUCAAUAAUUUGCCAAGGACAUGUACAUAAUAAAUCAUCGUUACUCACGAAGUUCUUCAAUUUCUGCGGGCGACGAAUCAUGCUAUUCAGCUGGCGAUGAACGUUUGACCGCGCGAUGGAUCAGCAAGAUGGAUGGAGUAGCGGAGAGUCGGUUGCGACCGAAAACUCUACUGAAAAUUCCCGGGCCGCGGAACGCGACCGGGUGCGCAUCGAGUUCUAUGCUACUUAUGACGUCAUGACGGGCGUACGAAUAGCCGCCACCCUUGGCGGCUUCUUUGCAUUAAUGGUAUUUUUGAUCGUUUAUAAAAGCCGUAGUAAAUCUGUGAAGGCUUUAAACGAUCCAAAAAUAGUAGAAAUGGCUGAAGCUGUUGUCGCCGAAGAACAGGCAGUCGAGGAGGAGAGGCAAUUGACUGCAGCGCUAGAAGAGGCGCUUUCAGAGCGUGCACGCUCACGCCCAUCAAUAAGCGAGGAGCCACCUUGGCCCCGUACAGCACGGUUUGCGUCAUAUGGAGGUGGCUAUGGAAGCUUGCUAACACCGCCCCGCCGGUUAUCGACCGCUCGCGGUGACUCGCUUCCUGGUUCAGCCUUACGUUUUGCAGAGCGUCGGUCGUCAGCUGGUCCACGCGACCGGCGACUGAGCUCAGCGACUUGUUCUAGUUCCGGGAGCUCUUACUUGGAAAGACGUGGUUCGUCAGUAGUGUGUGCUUUGCCAGAACGCCGACUAUCGCCUUGUCCUAGUGAGAGACUUGCUCCUCUCGCGUCAGUGGGUAGCGUAGGCCCAUCCUAUGCAGUAGAGUGUGAACUAGCGUCAGUGGGUGCAGAUUCAGUUUUUGCAGAGGACGAAGCGGACUCCACUGACGAUGAGGUGGAGCAGUUUUCGACAGAUAGUGGAGGUGGUGAGGCGACAUUAGUAGGCGAGUGUACGGAGCUUUCUAGUCGUCCCACGCCGCUACCGCUGCGGUUAGAUCGUGCUUCACAUUCAAGAGAAACGUUGUUCUAGUCUAUGCCAAACGGUGAUGUAACUGUUGGCAAAUUAAUGUUAGUUAAACAUAUUAAAAUAUCGACAUUUUCCAUUUCUAAAUAACUAUUUAUUUAUUUGUAUUUUAACAUAUCAUAAAAUUUGACAUAUCAUUUGGUUUUAAUUACCAAAUUAAAUUUUUAUUCAAAUUAUACUUAACUAACGCACUUUAUACAUUACCCUAAUAUAAAACUGCUAAUAGCUUCUUGGAAGGCAAGGUUUCAUGUUGUUUUUCGCUUGCAUUUACCUAUGCUUUUAAUUUGUCUAACGAGAAGUAGAAAAUAUGUCGAUAUUUUAAUAUGUGGAAAUUAUUGUAAAUAGAUUGUUUUUGUUGAUAUAUUGAUGUUUCAUAAUGUUGAUGUUCCCAGCCCAUGGAAGAAUUGUAAACAAUGUACUAAUUACUUGUAUAUGUUGCGUAUGUGUAGGAACACAUAGAUGGCGAAUUAGUUAAAGUUUUGCUCAUGUGUAUUUAUUUUGCUAACGGCUGAUCAAUACAAUAACGAACAUUAUCCACGCAUACUCAUCAG
Molecule: messenger RNA, 1919 nt
Organism: Spodoptera littoralis (African cotton leafworm)
Lineage: Eukaryota; Metazoa; Arthropoda; Insecta; Lepidoptera; Noctuidae
Source: the annotation of a GenBank genome assembly